Messenger RNA from Suillus subaureus, 656 nucleotides. RefSeq names its product HIT-like domain-containing protein. Gene Ontology annotation, molecular function: catalytic activity. Lineage: Eukaryota; Fungi; Basidiomycota; Agaricomycetes; Boletales; Suillaceae. The record is from RefSeq and is a predicted model, not a curated record. Gene Ontology annotation, biological process: nucleotide metabolic process. The coding region runs from base 124 to 552 and encodes 142 amino acids. The transcript is spliced from 6 exons.
UGUGCGACAUGUAGCAUCCUGGCAUGGCCAAAUACAUGUCAUCAUCAUCAGAAUUGACAAUGACGAAGAAGAACUGAUAGUCAGCCUUAUCGGAUAUCAAUAUUUGCCUCGACUCAAACUACCAUGGCGGCAGCAGCACGGACACUCAGCACCUGCAUAUUUUGCAAGAUCGUCAAGGGCGAAAUCCCAAGCUUUAAGAUCAUCGAGACAAACUUUUCGUACUCAUUCCUUGACAUUGGCCCCCUCUCCAAGGGCCAUGCUUUGAUUAUCCCUAAAGACCACGCGGCAAAGCUCCACGAGCUCCCAGAUGAAUACCUCGCGGAUGUGAUGCCCAUCGCGAAGAAGAUCGCCACUGCACAAGGGCUCGAGAACUACAACAUCCUUCAGAAUAACGGCCGCAUUGCACACCAGGUUGUCGACCACGUACACUUCCACGUCAUUCCCAAGCCUGAUGCCUCAGACGAGGAGGGACUCGUCAUCGGGUGGCCCGCGAAGUCCAACUUCGUAGAUGAGGUGAAGAAGUAUCACGAAGAACUCCUUGGAAAGCUAUAAAGCGCAUCCGUGCUGCACCCGAGUUGGCGAUAAACAAUAACGAAACUGGAAGGAAAGCUAAUAACUGAAUUCGCAAUUAAAUUAUAUUCUGUCUCCAUCUGACU